Molecule: messenger RNA, 1799 nt
Organism: Xylaria bambusicola
Lineage: Eukaryota; Fungi; Ascomycota; Sordariomycetes; Xylariales; Xylariaceae
Product: GroES-like protein
Exons: 4
Coding region: 687-1685 (332 amino acids)
Biological process (GO): alcohol metabolic process
Molecular function (GO): alcohol dehydrogenase (NADP+) activity; zinc ion binding
Source: RefSeq, a predicted model, not a curated record
AAGCAAUCACCAGUGGUUAUCCAAAUAGGAAAUCAACAGGGGUUCCGGAGUCUGAGCCGCACUAUCCCCAAAGGAGUCUCAUGGAGCUCCGGAGUUGAGAGCAUUCGUUCACUCAGGAGUCACGGAAGACACUUUGAUAUUAUGAUAGUCAACCAACAUCUUGAAGACUCCGAGUGAAUCGACAAAUUCAGUUCUUUUGCCCUCAUGUUGCAAACUCCUAUUGCCCGAAGUUGUCGAGAGGAGUGAAACAUUCUAUCCCUAGCUUCGGCACACCCUAGCGUGAUGGCGCUCACCGACAGAAUGUUGCUCGGACUUGUGUAGCAAUGACCAAUCUGUGUAUGCAAGGCACACCAACAUGCAGCCUCUCCGAUUUUUCUCAAUUACCAAACUGGAUAUCGUCAACGCUGAGGCCUAACUAUUCUCCUUUGGAUUGGAAAUGCGAGGAGAUAGUCCCUCCCGAUGGACCGGUUAGAUAUUCCCAAGGGAGAAAGAGUGCACACCAUUUCGAAUAUAUAUAUCUAUUGCAAUGACAACUUGUCUGAUAUGAAAUUGGAAGAAGCAUCACCAACAACAACAACAACAACAUCAUCACAUCAGACUUGAGUCUCAACAUCUACAGCAACAACAACAACAACAACCACCACAUCCUUCAAAACAUCAAACCUUAAACACUCACCAUCUUCACCAUGGUCUCCUUCACAGUUUUCAAGGGCUCUAAGACCGGCAUCCCAGUGCAAGGCACAACCACCAAGCCCGAUGCUCUUGAGGGUGACAAAGUCCUUAUGAAAAUCACUGCCUCGGGUCUCUGUGGCACAGAUCUCCACUAUGUGAACCAAGACAUCGUUCUCGGCCACGAAGGCGUUGGUGUCGUCGAAGCCGUGGGCCCUAACUGCACUUACCUCAAAGUCGGCGACCGCGUGGGUUUCGGCUACGAACACGACAGCUGCGGCCACUGCCGUCACUGCUUGACCGGUAAUGAAACCUACUGUGUUCACCGCUGCACCUACGGCAACCAGGACCUCGACCAGGGAAGCUUCGCUUCUCACGCAAUUUUCCGCGAGGCUUUCCUCCACAAGAUCCCCGAUAACAUGAGCGAUCUUGACGCUGCUCCUCUGCAAUGCGCCGGCGCUACGGUCUUUGCUGUUCUGCAGGCUUACAACACUCAGCCGACCGAGACCAUUGGUGUAAUGGGACUUGGUGGCUUGGGCCAUCUCGCCAUCCAAUUCGCCGCCAAGAUGGGCAACAAAGUCGUCGUGCUUUCAGGUUCUGAGUCGAAGAAAGAGGAAGCUAUGAGGCUCGGCGCCCACGAGUUUAUUGCCACUAAGGGCAAGGAUAAGCUCGAGGUCUCGACACCCAUCGACCGACUACUCGUGACUACCUCAUUCCAGCCCAACUGGGAGCAGAUCUUGCCGAUCAUGGCGCCCGGAUCUGCCAUCUACCCACUCUCAGUAGCGAGCGGCAACUUGGAGAUCCCCUACUCGCCCAUCGUGUUCCAGGGAAUUGCUAUCCAGGGAUCUCUCGUCGCAUCGAGGAACAUUCACCGCGAGAUGCUUGCAUUUGCUGCUCUGCACAACAUCAGGCCAACAAUUGAAACCUUCCCCAUGACGGAAGCGGGCAUCCAGGAGGCAUUUGAGAAGCUGAAGCGUGGUGACAUCCACCUGAGAGCGGUCUUGACAGCCCAGUAAAUGGGUGGAAUUUCAUUUGAACGGUCAUAGAUAAGCAUUUGCGGGAAUUUGGGGUAAAAAACAGCGCGGCUACGCAUAUAGAAAGCUAAUGAAUCCAAGCUACUUUUUUCAUUA